Molecule: messenger RNA, 570 nt
Organism: Cucurbitaria berberidis CBS 394.84
Lineage: Eukaryota; Fungi; Ascomycota; Dothideomycetes; Pleosporales; Cucurbitariaceae
Exons: 1
Source: RefSeq, a predicted model, not a curated record
CCAUUGCCACCAGUUUCUACCCCACGUCUACAAUUCGCCAAUGGCGCACAAGCCCUGCUUUACAAGGCUAACCGAACUGUUCCCUACGAUUGGCAAGCUCCUCAAAGCGAUGACAGUAUUCCACACGACGAUGAGCGUCGUGGGCUUUACGUUCGCCAACUUUUCGCUGCGUUCUUGGACAACAGUGAGUCGAUAGACUCCGAGAAGAUGGCAGACUGGAGUUCUGCCUACACUGAGCAGCAAAUUGAGAUUGUUUGCUGGAAAAUGGUAGGGAUCGCGGAAGCUCUUCACACACGGGGCCCUAUCAGCUUGGGUGUAUAUGACCAGGCUAAGCUUAAGCUUACGAGGGCAUCACGGAAUCUGCUGUUCUCUGGCCGCAUAACUCAAAUAUGCCAACUUUUGAGGUUGUCCAAGUUUCGCUGCGAGUCAAUGAUGGACUUUGAGGGUCUUGAGAUGUGUGUCGCCACGCCAGAUCUGUUGAUCUCGCAGACUAAGAUCAACAAGAGGCUCAAUGCCGAGCGACAGAAAACUCUUGUGGAGGGACGGAAAGCGAUGAAGGGGAAGGGUAAA